Messenger RNA from Chironomus riparius, 1533 nucleotides. The record is from the annotation of a GenBank genome assembly. Lineage: Eukaryota; Metazoa; Arthropoda; Insecta; Diptera; Chironomidae.
AUGAAGUUAAUUUUAUUAAUUCUUGGAUUAAUUUUGAAUAUUUCCUCAUGUGCUGAAAUUCUGUGCAUUUAUGUAUUGCCAGUGUAUAGUCAUAUGUCUGUUUAUAAUGCUGUGACUAUGGAAUUGUUAUCGAGAGGCCACAAAAUUACAUUAAUAAGUGUUGAUCCAAGAGAAAAUGAAAGAAAUAAUGAAAAUGUGACACUAGUGGACGUCUCGUUCAUUAAGGCAAAAUAUGAAGAUGAAAUGGAAAAGUUUCUUAUUAAUCCGUCAGAUUUACUUAAAAACAAUCCAUUUUUGGAAAUUAUAAUUGAACUUUUUGAAACAAAUGAAUUUAAAAAUCUACUCAAAAUUGAUAAAAAGUUUGACUUGCUGCUAAUGCAAGUUUUUGGAUUUUCUCCAUUCAAUGCUUUAGCUGAACAUUUCAAUGUUCCUGUUGUUAGCAUCACGGCAACUGAUGCGCUAUCAAUAGAACAUGAAAAUAAAGGAAAUGUUAUGAAUCCAGUUGCACAUCCAGAUCUUCUCCUUGAAUUCCCGAUUGCAAGGACAUUCUUGGAACGACUUCAAAGUAUAACUUUUUGGAUGACUUAUAAGUUUGUAAUGAUGCCAGCACUGGUCAAAAUUUGUGAUGAUGUCAUUGAUAAAUACCUGCCAGAUACCAAAAAUAGAGAUUAUUAUGAUUUAGUAAAAAAUGUUGAUUUACUUUUGAUUAAUGCACAUCCUGUCAUGGGAUUUAUUCGUCCAAUUCUACCAAAUACUAUUCCACUUGGAUUCCUUCAUAUUUAUCCUCCUCAACCUUUACCAGGAAUACUUCAAGAAAUUCUUGAUAAAAAUACAAAUGGAGUUAUCUUUGUAAGCUUUGGGACUGUCUAUAAACCAAACUGCUUUCCAAAUGUGGUUCAAAAAUUAUUGACAGCAUGUGAGAAUUUACCAUACUUAUUUCUGUUUAAGUAUGAUGGUGUGUUAGAUGAUGUACCCAAAAAUAUGAUAAUACAGAAAUGGUUUCCCCAGUCUGAUCUACUAGCUCAUAAUAAUAUCAAGCUGUUCAUAACACAAGGGGGUCAACAAUCUAUGGAAGAAUCUAUAUUACGCCGAGUUCCAAUGCUGAUUAUGCCAAUAUCAAGUGAUCAACGAGCUAAUGCAAUCCGAGUAGAAGAUCGACAAAUUGCUAAAGUUUUAGACAUCCAUAAAAAUGACAAAAUUAAUUCAGAUGACAUCAAGAACUCGAUAUUGGACUUGGUCAAUAAUAAAAGAUACAAAACAAAUAUCAAAAGCUUAGCAAAACUAGUCGAAGAUGUUCCAAUGACGUCACGUGACAAGGCUGUUUGGUGGAUAGAAUACGUUAUCAGGAAUCGUGGUGCAAAGCAUUUCCAUUACGAGCAGAAAGACAUUCCAUUUUAUCAAUAUCAUUAUUAUGAUGUUAUUGCAUUUAUAGGAGCUGUUAUCAUGCUGAUUAUUUUAUUUUUAAUUGUAUUUUUGAGAUGCAUUGGAAAAUGCUUUAAAUCUUUAACUGCCUAUAAAUUAAAGAUUCAAUAA